Eremomyces bilateralis CBS 781.70 is the source of this 1489-nucleotide messenger RNA. RefSeq names its product adenosine deaminase. Gene Ontology annotation, biological process: adenosine catabolic process; inosine biosynthetic process. The coding region runs from base 268 to 1428 and encodes 386 amino acids. Lineage: Eukaryota; Fungi; Ascomycota; Dothideomycetes; Eremomycetales; Eremomycetaceae. The transcript is spliced from 4 exons. The record is from RefSeq and is a predicted model, not a curated record. Gene Ontology annotation, molecular function: adenosine deaminase activity.
UGACAAUUCAAUACCAGUGUCACAAAUCCAUCCUUUCCACAGAAAGAGAUACAAUAAAAGACGUCCUUGUCUCCUUGAUUGAUUGAAUGAAUAUAUCCCAUUCAUUAAGUGCUUUGAGUUCAAAUCACUCAAAGAUCUAUCAAUCUGCUAUGUUACUACCUACUAAUGAAGUCAUUCACUUCAAUACGGGACAAUGGGUAGACUUUGUUUUGCUUCUGCUGUAAACAUCAAACUAUAUCGUCAAUACAUCGUUCCUUUCCAGUAGCAAUGGAGUCAGGCGCAGUCGAUCUUAAAUUCACAAAGGCGCUUCCGAAAAUUGAGCUACAUGCCCACCUGAGUGGAAGCAUCAGUCGAAAAACCCUCCACCAGAUAUGGAUCACCCGCAGAGAGUCGGAUCCCAGCUUCGAACUGGAAGAUCCACUGACCGCUCUGCCGCCGGAAAAGACGGAGAUGGACGUGAAAUCAUUCUUCCCUAUCUUCGAUGACUACAUCUACUCCCUUCUAAGCACACCCUCUGCCGUCACCCACGCCGUCACCUCCGUCCUCCGCGACUUCCUUGCCGAUGGAGUCCGCUACAUCGAGCUUCGCACCACUCCCCGCAAGUCGGAGACCAUGUCCGCAGAGGAGUACAUCCAGACCGUCCUGCAAGCCAUCUCCGACUGGCACUUAUCCCGGGGUUUCCAGCCGCCCGAGGACAGCGCCAAUCCGCGGAUCCGAGCCAAACUGAUCAUCAGCCUUGACCGCCGCUACGACGAAUUGCGAGUUCAAACAGUGAUAGGCUACGCGAUCAAGUACCGCUCCCAGGGCAUCGUGGGCAUCGACCUCUGCGGACAUCCGCAACACCCCAUCGACCAGGAAGUCCUCCGCCAUGCGUUCCGCCGAGCGGCCGAAGCCGGGCUGGCGGUGACGGUCCACUUCGCUGAGACGCCGGCGUCCGCGAGCAGGCCGGAGCUGGAGUUUCUGCUGAGCAAGGACGUGGGUGCCAGGCGGCUGGGCCACGUAUGCCGGGUGCCGGAAGAUCUGCGCGAGCAGAUCAUCAGCGAAGGGCGAGGUGUGGAGAUGUGUUUGUCGUGCAACGUGAUGGCGAAACUGACGGACGGGGGGUUUCCAGGCCAUCAUUUCAAGGACUGGUGGGAACGGGAUGGGGGCGGGGAGAGUUUGAAUGCGGGGCAGGCACGGGCGAAGGUGACGCUUUGCACGGACGACGUGGGGGUGUUCGGAAGUCCAUUGUCAAACGAGUUCCUCAUCGUGUCACAGCAUUUCGGGCGCAAGACUGCGAACGGGCAGUGGCACCCACUGAGUCGGGUGGACUGUUGGUCAAUCUGUCGGACUGCGUGUGGGAUGAUGUUUGGUGGAGACGGUGAACGGAAACGCAUGGAAAGUAUUCUAGAGGACUUCCGGAGUAAUAUAUUGCAUGAUACUGGGUGAGAACACCUGGGUCAGUCAUCAGAAAUAGCAUGUUAAGUCUAGCAGUUGUGAAAGAGAUAGU